This is a messenger RNA of Ambispora gerdemannii, 630 nucleotides long. Lineage: Eukaryota; Fungi; Glomeromycota; Glomeromycetes; Archaeosporales; Ambisporaceae. The record is from the annotation of a GenBank genome assembly.
AUGCCACCGUCAGACAAAUAUAUCAAAACACCUAUUCAGUUCACUGCAUUUUUCAUAUUAGUGAAAACCUACCAAAAAAUCUCAAAUCUAAGCUUCAUAGCCAAUAUGAAAGCUUUGUCCAUGACUUUUUCCUAUGCCACAACAGCCUGUGUGAAGAAAGUUUCUAUGAACGAUGGUCACAACUUACCGAAAAUGGGAAUUCAAACUACCUCUCGUGUCAAAGGUCUCAACAGCAUUGUCAAACGCCUAUUAACAGCAAGUAGUAGUUUGUGUGAUCUUGUUGAUGCAUUCGAUGCAAGACUCCAAGAUGAGGUACAGUGGAAUCAGUUUUUUGAAUACCAGACUAUGUCAUCUUGUAUGGGAAUUGUGUCAGUGGAUCACGAUCUUUUUUCUGAAAUCGACAAAAAAAUAUCCAAAUAUCUCACUCUCCACAUAUUGUCUGUGGAACGUCUGGAAAUAUCGCAAUGCCUAUAUUUCAUUGCAAGUCAAAUGAAUAUUGCGAAUAAUAAUGAUGAGGAUUCCAAUCUUAUCGUGAUGGAUGGAUUCAUUGAGAAUUCAUAUGAUGCCAAACAAAUUCUAUUGAAAUCAAUAAUUGCUGAAGUUGGCGAAGAAAAUGUUCGAGAAGUGUGA